AUGCCUCUCGGGGACCCGCAAACCAGCUCUGCUCCAUCCCCGAUGUCUUCACUGGCUGCCGUCGCCGUGAAGCUGCCCCCGUAUUUCGACCGCAACCCAGCUGUGUGGUUUCUCCAAGCUGAGGCGCAAUUUAACUUGGCUGGCAUAACCGCACAACAGACCAAGUUUUACCAUGUCAUUUCUGCCCUUACUCCCUCUGCUGCGAAUGAAGUCUACGACAUACUAGCAAGUCCUUCCCCUUCUACGCCGUAUGACCAGCUAAAGAAGGCUCUUCUCCAGCGAACGACAUUAUCAAGCCGCUCACGCCUGCAACAGCUUCUCUCGACAGAAGAGCUCGGUGAUCGCAGGCCCUCUCAAUUACUGCAGCGCAUGCGACAGCUGCUCGGCGAUCAAUCAGCUUCCGUGGACGAUGACCUUCUGCGUGAGCUCUUUCUUCAGCGACUCCCGCAGAAUGUACAAAUGGUCCUGGCCACAGCGGCUGACAUGACUCUCGACCAGCUGGCCACUCUUGCUGACGCGGUUAUGGAGGUGGCCAAUCCAGCUGUAGCUGCAGUAUUCCCUGCAUUGCCCCCUUCGGAACCUGCCCGACCUCAACCACGCCUGCCCCCGCAGUCCACCAUUGAUGACCUUUGUCGCGAGUUCCGCUCCCUGGCCGCUGUCAUAGCCGCUUGCCACGCGUCAAGACCAGACACCCAUCUCCGACGGCAAAGUCGCGACCGAAGUGGCCGCAGGACAAGACGGUCCCCUUCCACCAACCGUGCCGCCAGCCGAGACCGCAGUCCUGCAAUGUGCUGGUACCACCGCCGCUUCGGUGCUGACGCACACCACUGUUUCCUACCUUGCUCAUGGCAACAACAGGGAAACCAGUCGGCGGACCAUUGA
This is a messenger RNA of Ornithodoros turicata, 882 nucleotides long. RefSeq lists its product as uncharacterized. NCBI's taxonomy places the organism in Eukaryota, Metazoa, Arthropoda, Arachnida, Ixodida, Argasidae. The record is from RefSeq and is a predicted model, not a curated record. The transcript has a single exon. The coding region runs from base 1 to 882 and encodes 293 amino acids.